Molecule: messenger RNA, 1426 nt
Organism: Syzygium oleosum
Lineage: Eukaryota; Viridiplantae; Streptophyta; Magnoliopsida; Myrtales; Myrtaceae
Exons: 6
Coding region: 308-1426 (372 amino acids)
Molecular function (GO): zinc ion binding
Source: RefSeq, a predicted model, not a curated record
UGAAGGGUGUGUGCAAGGGAGAAUUGUUGGCUGCCAUUGGGAGGGAUGUCAAUAAUCAGAUGUUUCCAAUUGCUUGGGCUGUUGUGAAGGUAGAGAGCAAGGACACUUGGUCGUGGUUCCUGAAAAAUUUGAUGGCGGACCUUGAGAUCACUAAUGGAGGAGGUUGGGCAUUCAUGAGCGACCAACAAAAGGUAAUGCUGGUGCAACUGCACAAACAAUAUUUAUGACAUUUUAUCUUGCACAUGCCUUUAUUAAUGCCUUGAUGUAUGAAUUCUUGUAGGGACUUCUUCAUGCUCUAGCUGAGUUGAUGUCAUUUGCUGAACAUAGGAUGUGUGCGAGGCACAUAUAUGCAAACUGGGCAAAGAUCUACAAAGGGGAGAAACUACAGAAGCAAUUUUGGAUGAUAGCUAAGAACACCAACAUGGCUGAUUUUAGAAUUCACAAACAGCAGCUGCUUGACUUGACGAAGGACGGUUAUGAAGCACUUUUUCAAACUGAACCCAAGCAUUGGUGCAAGGCCUUCUUCAGUGAAGAAUUCAAGAGUGAUAUCAUUGAUAACAAUCUUAGUGAAGCCUUCAAUGGCAGAAUUUUAGAGGCGAGGUGCAAACCAAUCAUCAGCAUGCUUGAGGAUAUUCGAGUGAUAGUCAUGACAAGGCUGCAAAAACAGAGAGAUGAGGCUGCGAAGUGGACUGGACAGUGUGGUCCUAGGAUUGCCAAAAGAUUGGAUGACAACUUGGCGAGUAGUAGGUUCUGUCAUCCUAUCUGGAAUGGAGAUGAUGGCUAUGAGGUCAUGGAAAAAACAGACAAGUAUGUUGUCCAAUUGGACAAACUAAAGUGCUCAUGUCGAGCUUGGCAACUUUCUGGAAUUCCCUGCACACAUGCCAUUUGUGCCAUCCAAGCGAAGUACCAAAAUCCCAAGGAUUGCCUGCAUGGUUACUACCACAAAAGCACAUAUCUUGCUGCGUACCAGCACAUGAUCCAAGUGGAGGGACUCAAAUUGGAUCAAGUGCACAAAGACAAGAACCACCAAGGGGCGCGAAAGGCCCGCUCGGGAGGGCUAGCCGAUAGGCAUGCCGAUUGUCUAGUCAAGGACCCGCCGAAGGCCAAGUUCAAAAACCAGCUGAAGAGCCAACCGGAGGCCCAGUUGAGAAGAAAACCAACUGAACAAGCAGCUCAGGUUCCUCAAAGUGAGGCACCAUAUCAAACAAGAGGGGUCCUCGGCAGAAGAUUAAGGCAAUAUGGUUAUGGAAUUUAUACGGACUUCAAUACUGGAAUGACUAUUUUGCAUUAUAGUACUGGUGUAGUGGGGUGCUUGUGCAAUAUGGUGCUUGCACCAGCUGCUGAUUUUGUGUUGUUUGAGAGUGCAUAUAGUGCUUGCACCAGCACGCCAGCACGUGCUGGUGCAAGCAUUUUGAACCGGUUUUGA